AGAUCUUCCAGCGAGCCGGUGGGGGGGUGAGUGAGUGAGUGAGUGGAUCGCCUGUCCGAUGUUGGGACUAUAGGUACCGGUGCUUCGUCUAUAAGGGGUACGCACGUGCACCGUUUGUAAAACAGCCUGCAUCAUCACCCCUUCUUUACCCAUCCGUGAUCGGGGCCACAGUGAAGAACGCGAUGGAUGAAGACCGUGCAGGGGAGCAGAUGAGACCUCUUCUCACCACGGGUCAUGAUGAAGAGGCUGUGGUAGACCUCGGAAAAACUAGCUCUACUGUGAACACAAAUUUCGAGAAAGAAGAAUUAGAAAGUCACAGAGCCGUUUACAUUGGCGUUCAUGUACCACUUGGCAGACAGCCCCGCAGACGUCACCGACAUCGUGGCCACAAGCACCACCGCCGAAGAAAAGAAAAAGAGAACGACAAAGAGGAUGGCCGGGAAUCUCCCAAUUAUGACACCCCAUCCCAGCGCGUACAGUUUAUCCUUGGCACGGAGGAUGAUGAUGAAGAGCACAUUCCGCAUGACCUUUUUACUGAAAUGGAUGAGCUCUGUUUUCGGGAUGGUGAAGAAUGUGAAUGGAAGGAAACCGCACGCUGGCUCAAGUUUGAGGAAGACGUUGAAGAUGGUGGCGACAGAUGGAGUAAGCCUUAUGUGGCGACUUUGUCGCUGCACAGCCUGUUUGAGUUAAGAAGCUGCAUCCUUAACGGCACAGUAAUGUUGGAUAUGAGAGCCAGUACCAUAGAAGAAAUUGCAGACAUGGUCUUGGACAGCAUGAUUGCGGCUGGCCAGUUAGAUGAAUUGAUGAGGGAACAAGUGCGGGAAGCGCUCCUAAAGAGACAUCACCACCAGAAUGAGAAGAAGCUGAGUAACCGAAUCCCGCUAGUACGCUCCUUCGCUGACAUAGGCAAGAAACAUUCUGAUCCUCACUUGCUUGAACGAAACGGGGAAGGCCUUUCAGCCUCCCGUAACUCAUUGCGAGCAGAAUCUCGCCUGUCUCUCCUCCUCAAUUAUCUUCUUCCUCCUUCGAGAGUUGGGACACCAGCAGGCUCCAGGCGUACCUCACCUGCACCGUCCCCCCAAAACACACCACCCAGCAGCCCUAGCUUCAAUCGACUGGCAUCUACUAGUUCCCAACAAAGUGAACCGUGGUGCUCAGACUCUCAGCCAUUGGUUUGUGAGGAUAUUCCUACUGUAAUAAUUCACCCACCAGAGGAGGAGGCUGAAAAUCAGAAGCUUAUGGAAACAAAGAAGAAAAAUCAUGGGCUGUUAUCUUCACCACAGUCAACCCCAGCAAAUAUGGAGAGUGCCAGAUCAGCUGAUCUGAAACGAAACGGAACUGGAGGAAGUCAAGAAAACAGUACAGUUGACUUUAGCAAGGUGGAUAUGCACUUCAUGAGGAAAAUCCCACCUGGAGCUGAGGCAUCAAACGUUUUAGUAGGAGAAGUGGAUUUUUUGGAUCGACCAAUUAUCGCUUUUGUUAGGUUGAGUCCAGCAGUUCUUUUGUCUGGACUCACCGAAGUGCCGAUUCCUACACGGUUUUUGUUUGUUUUGUUGGGUCCCACUGGAAAAGCUGCACAAUAUCAUGAAAUUGGAAGAUCUAUAGCCACGCUUAUGACAGAUGAGAUUUUCCACGAUGUUGCGUAUAAGGCAAAAGAUCGAAAUGAUCUUCUUGCAGGAAUAGAUGAAUUUCUAGACCAAGUAACAGUCCUCCCUCCAGGCGAGUGGGAUCCAACCAUCCGCAUUGAGCCACCAAAAAGUGUUCCCUCCCAGGAGAAAAGGAAGAUUCCAGCCGUCCCAAAUGGAUCAACUCCUACAGGUGAGACCUUGAAAGAAGAGGAACAUGAAACUGGACCAGAGCUCCAAAGAACUGGAAGGCUUUUUGGUGGUUUGAUGCAUGACAUCAAAAGGAAAGCACCUUUUUUCUUGAGUGACUACAAGGAUGCAUUAAACCUGCAGUGCCUGGCCUCCGUUCUUUUCCUAUACUGUGCCUGUAUGUCUCCUGUAAUCACUUUUGGAGGGCUCCUGGGAGAAGCUACACAAAACAGAAUAAGUGCAAUAGAGUCUCUCUUUGGAGCGUCGUUAACGGGUAUUGCCUAUUCUCUCUUUGCUGGACAACCUCUGACGAUACUGGGCAGCACAGGGCCAGUCCUGGUGUUUGAGAAGAUAUUGUUCAAGUUCUGCAAAGAUUAUCACCUGUCUUAUCUUUCGUUGCGGACAAGUAUUGGCCUGUGGACAGCAUUUCUAUGCAUGUUACUGGUAGCAACAGAUGCCAGCAGCUUAGUAUGUUACAUCACCCGCUUCACAGAAGAAGCAUUUGCUGCCCUCAUAUGCAUCAUAUUUAUUUAUGAAGCACUGGAAAAACUGUUCCACUUGAAAGAAAAGUAUGCCUUCAACAUGCACAGCGACAUUGAUCUCCUGACAAAAUACUCUUGCAUAUGCUCUGAGCCAGUGAACCCCAACAAUCAAACUCUAACUAUGUGGGUGGAAAGGAAUAUUACUCCCAGUGAUGUACAGUGGGACAAUCUAACCGUGUCUGACUGUGUAGCACAUCAUGGUUCGUUUGUGGGCACGGCUUGUUACCACCAUGGCCCUUAUAUACCCGAUGUGUUUUUCUGGUCAGUGAUCUUAUUCUUUACAACGUUCUUCCUAUCAUCCUUCCUGAAGCAGUUUAAGACCAAGAAUUAUUUUCCAACAAAGGUGCGAUCUACAAUCAGUGACUUUGCUGUUUUUCUUACAAUCGUGAUUAUGGUUGUAAUUGACUACCUGGUGGGAGUUCCUUCCCCAAAACUCCAUGUUCCUGAGAAAUUUGAGCCAACGUUAAAAGACCGAGGUUGGAUCAUUGAUCCCUUAGGUAGUAAUCCAUGGUGGACAUUACUGGCUGCUGCUAUACCUGCCCUUUUAUGCACCAUUCUUAUUUUCAUGGACCAACAAAUUACUGCUGUGAUUAUAAACCGGAAAGAGCACAAGUUGAAGAAAGGUUGCGGCUAUCAUCUUGAUCUGUUCAUGGUUUCCAUCAUGCUGGGUAUCUGCUCCAUAAUGGGUUUACCCUGGUUUGUUGCUGCAACUGUUCUAUCCAUCAGCCAUGUUAACAGCUUGAAAGUGGAAUCUGAAUGUUCUGCGCCAGGAGAGCAGCCAAAAUUCUUGGGAAUCCGAGAGCAGCGAGUGACGGGUCUCCUGAUCUUUGUUUUGAUGGGACUCUCUGUUUUUAUGACCUCUGUUUUGAAGUUUAUUCCGAUGCCAGUCUUGUAUGGGGUGUUUCUUUAUAUGGGUGUUUCUUCGUUGAAAGGUAUCCAGUUCUUUGAUCGCAUAAAGUUAUUUGCAAUGCCGGCCAAACACCAGCCAGAUCUGAUCUACCUGCGCUACGUUCCUCUGUGGAAGGUCCAUGUCUUCACUGUGAUCCAGCUGACAUGCCUUGUCCUCUUGUGGGUUAUAAAGGUUUCUGCUGCAGCUGUUGUUUUCCCCAUGAUGGUCCUUGCAUUGGUCUUCAUUCGCAAGCUGCUAGAUUUCUUCUUCACUAAACGAGAAUUGAGCUGGUUGGAUGAUCUGAUGCCUGAAAGCAAAAAGAAGAAAGAGGACGAUAAGAAAAAAAAGGAGAAAGAGAAGAUUGAAGAUGGCACGCCAGAGGAGGCUGAGCGAAUGCUUCAGGGAGAUGACACUGACAACUUACACCUUUCAUACGAGGGCAGAAACCUGCUUCAGAUCCCAGUCAAGAGCCUGAAAUACAGCCUUGAUCCUUCUAUUGUAAACAUAUCAGAUGAAAUGGCAAAAACCGCACAAUGGAAGGCCCUUUCAAUGAAUCCUGAAAAUGCCAAAGUAACCAGGUCUAACUUGAGCCCCGACAAACCAGUGAGCGUAAAGAUCACCCUUGAAGAUGAAACUUCCAGAAAAUAUGUAGAUGCAGAAACAUCCUUGUAGAACUGAACCAAGAAGUGUAUGCGUGUGUGAAUGUGAAAGAAUGAAAGGACUGUUUGUAUCUUUUGAGUGACUACCAGACCAUCAGUGUGAAAAUGAUUUCCAAAAUACUGUACGUGCACCUCAUAAAUUAUUAGCACUGUAUAUACUGUAUAGGAACUAAACAGGCGGUUUCAAAAGUGAAUAGGACACACAGUGAUCACUUAAUUAUUUAUUCAAUAGGAACCUUUUUUUAAACAGAUUUUUAAUGGAUUUUAUUGUUUAACUUUAAAGGCCUGUCAUCAAGCAAUAGUGUUGAAUUUUUCUACUCCCUAAAAGGAGUGCCUCGGAAAUUUUGCCACUUUCCAUUCUCAUGCUUUCCAUAAAAGAAGAACUAAA
This is a messenger RNA of Spea bombifrons (plains spadefoot toad), 4292 nucleotides long. RefSeq names its product solute carrier family 4 member 7 (gene SLC4A7). Gene Ontology annotation, molecular function: monoatomic anion transmembrane transporter activity; solute:inorganic anion antiporter activity; sodium:bicarbonate symporter activity. Gene Ontology annotation, biological process: regulation of intracellular pH; transmembrane transport; monoatomic anion transport. Gene Ontology annotation, cellular component: plasma membrane; basolateral plasma membrane; apical plasma membrane. The coding region runs from base 183 to 3917 and encodes 1244 amino acids. The transcript is spliced from 27 exons. The record is from RefSeq and is a predicted model, not a curated record. Lineage: Eukaryota; Metazoa; Chordata; Amphibia; Anura; Pelobatidae.